CAACGUGCUGUAUAUAGUACGGAUAAAUUAUACUAUUGCAUUGAUCCUAGUGAAUCUUAGACCUUACCAGGUGAUACCAAAACAACAAUUCUGUGGAAAAACCGGGUUGAAAUAUAAAUGAAAGUGAUUUUUCUUCGAAUUUUCGGUUACAUGCUAAGGAAUCGCUGGAAGCUGACGAUCGAGUCGAUCUGGAAGCCAUUGGGCCCCCCUGUGUACGGUUAUGGACAUCUUGUGGCUGUGUGUGUGAUGAUGAUACAGAAGACGAACCUGGCUCUUCAUCAGAAAUUCUGGACCCACCUUGCCACGUAAUCAUAUGAGAGAGUGGACACUUAGAUUCUCCGAUCCUAAGGACUCUUGGACUUUAAUGACUCUUGGACACUAAGGGCUCAUGGACUACGACAACUCUUGGAAAGAAAUGUGUGAAUAUCCAGAACUUUUCGUAAUGCGCAAUAUAUUAAUAAGAUAUUGCGUCAUGGCUAGCAACAAUCAGAUUGGAAGAAAAGGAGAAAUAACCAAGCCAAGACCAUUGUCUCAUUCCAGAUACAGAUUUGAUCGUAUCAUCUUAUUCCAGAUAUUCGUCUUAGGGAUAGGUCUAGAAUCGACGAUGGAUCGAUCGAUGAAUCAAUUGAAACAAAUAUUGCCGCGCAGGAAAAAUUGCAGCGAGCAACCCCGGUGUAUAAAUACCGGCAACGGCCUCACAGACAAUUAAUUCGUGUCAUACCUUUUGUGAGUGCAUAACUAAAUGAUGUCCAGUGACAAUGUUAAAGGCAUUAGCAGGACAUUUGGAUCGCCGAAUAAUAGAAAGGUGAUAAAAUAUUUGGAGGACCAAGAUAUAAAUACAGCCAUCUCGCUUAUUGAAACAGUUAUUUGGGAUCAUCCCAUUUUUGCUCCAUUUGAUUUCAGAUCAGACGAAAGGUCUAUGGAAUCUUUGAGAAACUUCAUAGAAGCAUAUUUGGAGAAGAAGCUUAUGUUUGGCUGCUAUUGCAAGAAGACUAACGAACUGAUUGGAGUCGACGUACUGUACAUACUGAAUGGGGGCGUCAACAAUAACAAUUAUGAUCGAGAGUCCGGUGAAGCUUUCUGUAAAUACAUACAAGAACUGAACUUCGUCAGAAGUAUAUUAUCCCCUGUCGAUGGUUCGGGGAACCACACCGAAUGCCUCACUUCACUUGGUAUGUUCAUAUUACCAGCACAUCGAGGAACUAACAUCCCUGAAUUCAUGUUAAAAGUUCGGACACUCGCAGCGUUAAAUUUGAGAAUAAAAUUCAACGGAGGUGCUUUUAUUGAAAAGAAAAUACAGAACUCGGCGAAGAAAUUAGAUUAUAAAGAAAUAGUAUACUUAAAGUACCGUAAGAAUGCAACUGCAAAUGCAACAAAAUAUUAUCCUGCAAAAUUGAUAAUGAGGCGAGAGUGUGAUGUAAGAGAAGAGUCUCUGAACCCUGAUACACUUUCCGAGCAUCUUAAUGCGCAGUUCUCACAGCUGCCUAAAAAUUUUAAUGCAGUCCAUAUAAACGCACAAAGUAUUCCAAACCAUUUCGAGCAUAUGCCAACUAGUUUUGACUGUAAAAAUAUACAUGCCAUCCUUGUUUCCGAAACAUGGCUUAAGCCAUAUCAUGACAACACCAAAUAUUCACUUCCUGGAUACAAACUGAUAAGGAACGACCGCGUCGUUACCGUGAAGGAUAAAUACGAACGUGGCGGUGGUGUUGCCAUCUACCUUCGUGAGGACAUUACUUUCGCCAUUAUUGAGAAAUCCCAAAAUUCAGAAAUAAAAGUUCUUGAGUGUCUCUUCUUAGGGAUUGAUUUUCAGAACACGAAGAUAUUACUCGCUGUCUAUUACAGUCCAUCGAAAAAAAUUAAUUUCUUCUCGUCUUUCGAGAAAAUGUAUAGAAAACAUUCUGGAAAUUACGAACAUCAUAUAAUAAUGGGCGACUUUAACACAUGUUACCUAAACCCAAAUAAAGGAAGAGCUAAAACUUUUCAUUCAACUACCGAAUCCUGUGGCUUAACUAUUCUAUCAUCGCGACCAACUCAUUACAAGCCGAAUUCACUACCUUCUCUUCUUGAUCUUAUUCUUGUCUCUUUACCACAACAUGUCGCUAUAUCUGGUCGACGUCCAAUAAACUUCUUCAGUCACCAUUGUUUAAUUUACAUAUCAUAUAAAAUUACAAACUAAUAUAACGCGCUGCCAUUGUAAUUGCAUAGUUAACAAGUCUACUUAUCGAUUCCCAAUUUGUAACCACUUUUGUAUUAUUUACAAUGUAUAAUGUACAAUUAGACCUGCAUGAAUCGAGGAUUGUCCUUAAGUGCACUGUCCAUAGUGUAUACCGGGUUAAUUAUCGGCUCAUGUCUUGUAUCGUUUAGAUUGAAACUGUUCAACUCCAACAAGCGAACAAAUAUUAUAAUAAUAAUUAUAUUA
Messenger RNA from Spodoptera litura, 2419 nucleotides. RefSeq lists its product as uncharacterized. The record is from RefSeq and is a predicted model, not a curated record. Gene Ontology annotation, molecular function: catalytic activity. NCBI's taxonomy places the organism in Eukaryota, Metazoa, Arthropoda, Insecta, Lepidoptera, Noctuidae.